Cadophora gregata is the source of this 429-nucleotide messenger RNA. RefSeq lists its product as uncharacterized. The transcript has 2 exons. The record is from RefSeq and is a predicted model, not a curated record. Lineage: Eukaryota; Fungi; Ascomycota; Leotiomycetes; Helotiales; Ploettnerulaceae. Bases 1 to 429 code for a protein of 142 amino acids.
AUGCAGAAUGAAUUGAAUGAUCUUGAGCGGGAACUCGAUGCGCUCGACAAGCAAGAUGGGCGAGACGAAAUAUUGCAGGCGAGGCUUCGCGGCUUCGAUGGUUCGGAGCUUGAAGGUUGGACCAACGAGCAGCAGACGCUGUGCAUGAAAAUACAGGAAAAGUACGUGAUAUACGCCGAGGUCCUCUUGAAGGAUGCAAGCCUUCGUGCUCUGGGCAAGCCGCCUCCCAGGAACCACAUGGCCAAUUUCAGAUGGAUGCAUAAUACCAAAGCUCUGAAGGAGGAUAAACGCGACUUCUUGAACCACCCAGAUGACUUUGUGUCCAUAAGCCGACAUUCUGACCGUCGUUUUGAAGAUUUCAUAGAAUCAUGGCUUGAUAAAAGAGGGCCGAAUUUCUUCAUCAAGGUGAGUGAACGAUCGACUUCUUGA